This is a messenger RNA of Bubalus bubalis (water buffalo), 4706 nucleotides long. It is a transcript of the gene REM2, whose product is annotated as RRAD and GEM like GTPase 2. Lineage: Eukaryota; Metazoa; Chordata; Mammalia; Artiodactyla; Bovidae. Gene Ontology annotation, biological process: negative regulation of high voltage-gated calcium channel activity. The record is from RefSeq and is a predicted model, not a curated record. The transcript is spliced from 6 exons. Bases 3519 to 4427 code for a protein of 302 amino acids. Gene Ontology annotation, cellular component: plasma membrane. Gene Ontology annotation, molecular function: GTP binding; GTPase activity; calcium channel regulator activity.
AAGAAAACUCUAGGAACCCCAAGAGUAAGCCUCUCCAUCUCCACUUACUGCCAGGGGCCCAUCUGUAUAGUGCCUGACACCAGCAGUGAGCACCAAGCCUCCUUACUGCCAGGCUCUCAGAAGUCGUGAGCCAGCGGGGCCUUGCAGCUGGGAAACUUCCCAUUUAUGGAGAACUCUCAGAUCACUUAUCACAGAAGCAGACUGUCCCUGGUGAAGCACUCUGCCCCCCAUCCUCCACCCCACCAAGCAUUUCAGUCUGUCCUAAGCAAGACAGAUGAACUCUCGUCCAGCAUGCCCCAAAGCAGACAAAGAUGCGUCCUGAGAAAAAUCAUCAUUCAGGGUAUGAGGAUGCUAGCAUCACCUUGGCCAAAUCCAAGAGGUCUUUCUGGAAGAGGGUCCAAACUAGAUCCUAAAGAAUGCUGUCAGUAGUUGGAAUAGAGUUGUGGAUUUUAGGCAAGGUGAGAGGCCACAGGAUAAGCAAACUAAGCAGACAGUGAGGGCUAGGGCUGUAGGAGGGCCCCAAAGAGCUGGAGAGGGUAAUGGAGGGAAUGACCGUGAGAACUUCUGGGAUAUACACUUGCUUACCAGUCUGUGGUAGGCAAGGUGACAGAGCUGUCCCAGAGUUUAAAAGGAAAAUUAAUGGGGACAAAGGAUUUAGAAAGAGCCUAUGAAAGUUGGUGUGAUGCCUACAGAAGCAGAGCUGAGGCAUUCCCUAACAGAAUCAGUCCCCAGAGAAAUGGGCUCCCCCUUAGGUUCAUUUUCCCCUUCCUGCCUGGCCUGGCCUAUCCCCACCCCUCUGCUGGAGGGGCCCUGUUGCCUACACCCUGUUAAUGUCCUCACACCCAGCACUAAUUGUUCAGCAUUUCCUUCCAGCAAGCAGGAGCCUAGGGAAGCCCCAGUGGCAGGGAGACGGGGUUGACCUUGUACUGGCAUAAUGGGAUAUGACGACAGAGGCUCAUAUCCAGGUAAGGGUGAGACACUGGGGGGCUGUCACCCAAGUUUAUUUUCACCAUGGCCCAAGGAAAAAGAAAUGAGGUGACUCCAAAUCCUGUCAAGAUAAGAUACCCUGUACCAGGGCAUGGGACUCAAGCAAAGGCCCUUGGUGGGAAGGAGGGAGGUGAUCUCAGUUAUGAGAUGGGAAUCAGCCUGAGAAUCAGACAAUCUGAGCAGAUACCAGAAUUUGGUUCUUAAGGAGCAGAAUCUGGGCCUAAAGCAAGCUCCAGGCCGUGCUGGGAGGGGAGAGGGAUACCCAGCCACACAGCCUGAGGCUGUGGAGCACCAAAUGGCAGGGGAACCUGCUGCUAGACCCUUUAUCGGGUGUAGCUAACCCUCACAACAAAGCUGUGCCAUGGAUACCACAGCCCCAAUUCACAGGCUCACAGCAGCUUCCGAAGAAUUACAAGACUGGUCCAGUCUCUAUUGAGAGGCAGAGUUAAACCUGGAUCCGCUCAGUUUCAAAUCUUAGUCUGUCCCAUUAUUAUACAGAACCUCCAAUUCCUGAGGGAGCAUCAAGCCGGGCAAGUGCACAGCCACUUACCAGUGGGAUGAGAGAGAUGAUGGUUCAAGGUGAAACCCAGCCUGCAUCUGUGGCCUGAGGCUAGAUUGAGAGCCAGCAGAAGUCAUGGUCAAGAGUCCUCGCUGGGCUCUGCAGACACUGGCACUCUUAUCUAGUAUCAUAGAAAUGAAUUCUACCAUCUAAAUGAGCUUUCCAGAUAUAUAAAGCUCACCCCUUUAUAAUUUAAAACUUUAAAAAAACUCAUUUUGGAAGGAAGUCAUUCUAAAACAUUACACUCAUCUUCAGCACAUCUGCAAUAUAACAUAAAUCCUUCUGGAUAGCUGAGGAUCACUCAGAAACCAAAGAACUCUGCAGCAAUGUCUUCAGAAGCUGUGAACAGUGUCAGAAAAGCUAUUCGCCUUAAUGCUAGAUGACCUUAGACCACUUUUUAAAAGGACUGCUUUAAAAGUUUUCUGUGAUGUUGUUUCUCUUACUAUUAGCUACUGUAGGGGUCACUAGCUGCUAUAGAUGUACUUCUAAUCUUCAAGUACAGGAACACAGGUGGAACAUUAAAAUUGUGAAUAAAGUUAAGGACAAAUAGGCUGUGAUUGAGGACUGUAAGUCUAUCCUGUGAAGUACACGAGGAUUGUAGCUGCUUAAUAGUUCUGCUUCCGCUAGACCCUACACUGUUGCCUGUAAUUGACCUCCAUCCACAUACUGCACUAGUAAUCCCCAUAUCACUAUUUGCUUCAAUCGGAAAAAUCCACUGAAGAUGGCAAUAAAGAUUGUUCCCAGUAAUAGGAGACAGCUGGAAUAUUUAAGACAAAGACAGAGAUGAAAGAUAGUCUCUGGCACUGGAAGGAUCUGGGUGGGAAUCAUGGUGUCCCCAUUUUCCAGCUGCAUGAUUGAUUUGGAGGACAGGCUACUCACCUAUCACUCUGAGCCUCAGGGUCAUGAGGAUGAAAGAUAAUUCAGGAAGGUGCUUAGCACAGCAUCUGACAAAAAUGGGGUGAGAAGGGGCCAGUAAAUUGAAAUGCGUGCUUGGGUCCUUGAGGAUGUCAGGAAGACAAGAAUGGGAGCCUAAAGUGAAAGGGCCCUGGCAGAAAAGGCACAGUAGAGCGGUGCCUCUAUCUUGGCUUCCCCCAGAGAGGUGGGUGUCACUGUGUCCGCCCGGUAUAGCCCAGAAGGCCUGGGGCUGUUCCAGAGAGCACUGAGGGGGCUUGCCCACCUCUGGACUGGGAACUUCCAGAUGGCUAGCUGCCCCUCCCCUUUUUCCUGCUCUGAUUAACAGGAGCAGGUGGGCCUGGCACGGAGGGACAGGUGGGAAGUCUCCACAGUGGUUUGUACCCACUGGAACCAAGUAAAAAACCAAAGCUGCCCAAACAAAGCGCCAUGUCCCCCUCCUCAAAGCCCCCAUCUGCCUAGCGGCCAGGCUGGGAAAUGGGUACUUUUGUGGGUCUUAGCCCAGAAGGGGCGACAGGUGGAAGGAGGGGGCAACAGGAAAGCUUGGUGGCAGGGUGGCUGUCCUGUCCCUGUCUUUUUGGUUUCUUCCUUUAGCCCCUCCAUCUAGCUACUGGGCACCCACUCUGGGCUGAACGUUGGGCUAAGGGGUUGGGAUAUGCAGACAAUGACACAUAGUCCUAGCUCCUGGAGAAAGACCACCCAGGUCCUGGAUCCUUGCUUCCUCCCAUCCUCAGCUCCUUUACCCAUAACCCCUCUCCCCACUUCUCUGAACCUGUCUCUUCUGCCCCUCUGACUUUGUUCUGUUCACAUGUUAACCAGACUCCGCUGUGGGUGUGCUCCCAGAAGGAAGCUACACAAAGGAAGGGGGGGCAGAAAGGAGGGAAUCCCGCUGACAUCACGGUUUAUUAGCAUAUGUGACCUCAUCAGGGGGCGGGGCUAUCUCCCCAGGUGUGGGGGGUGGUGAGCAUGGUGGGGGGGGUGGUAUUUAAAGGGAAAAGCUGACAGUGCUGCUGAGUGAGCGAGCGGGUGCUGCAAGCUGCCGGGCUGCACACGCACAACGAUGCAUAUGGACUUCGACACCGACAUGGACACCGACACGGAAACCACAGCACUCUGCCCCUCCAGCAGCCACCGGGCCUCCCCUCCAGAGACACCCACACCAGAAGCAGAUGCCACACUGCUGAAGAAGCCAGAGAAACUGUUGGCAGGGUUGGACCGGGGCGGGCUACCCCUUGCCCUAGGGGCCCCCAGACGAAGAGGCAGUAUGCCUGUCCCCUACAAGCACCAGCUGCGGCGGGCCCAGGCUGUAGAUGAACUUGACUGGCCACCUCAAGCCUCAUCUUCUGGCUCUUCUGACUCCCUGGGCUCAGGGGAGGCAGCCCCCACCCAAAAGGAUGGCAUCUUCAAGGUCAUGCUGGUGGGGGAGAGCGGCGUGGGCAAGAGCACCCUAGCAGGCACUUUCGGUGGUCUCCAGGGAGACAGUGCUCACGAGCUGGAGAACCCAGAGGACACCUAUGAGAGACGCAUCAUGGUGGAUAAGGAGGAAGUGACUCUAGUUGUUUAUGACAUCUGGGAACAGUCACCGACCGACGAAGCUUCUCCAAAGUUCCAGAGACCCUACUUCGGCUCAGGGCUGGGAGGCCCCACCACGACCUGCCUGUCAUCCUUGUUGGAAACAAGAGUGACCUGGCCCGCUCCCGGGAGGUCUCCCUGGAGGGGCCCCACCACCCCAGCUGUCACCUGCAAGGCCCGUGUGAGUACUGAAGCUGUCAGUGCCUCUCCUGGGGACGCCCACGCCUGCUGCUGCCUGAGCCUUGAGUUUGAACAAAGAGCAGAGGCAGCAACUCCCUUCACGCCUACACAGAGGAUACAGCUACCUGAGCAUCUGGGGGCCAGGCCUCCACUCCACCCUACCCAGGUUCCCAAGGCUCGAUGGAAAGAAGGAUGUCUCCUGAGUCCUUGCAGCUGAGGAGGAGCCAAGGGGAACCAGCCCAGCACGGAUGAAGAGCUCAGAACAGACGGAAACUGAAGCCCUGCUCCUGCCAGACUUCGGAGAGAUGGGGUCUUCUCUGAGAGCCUGGCCAGCUCUUCAUCCUCUCUAUGAUCAAGGCGAAGUAAGAGCAGGCUGUUGACCUGGGCUACCGUUAAGAGACCAGCAAAGGGGCCUGGAGCCGAGCUGCCUGAACCAGGUAAGUUCCUCUCUGCCCUCAUAUCCUCUUAACCACUGUAAUUUUAUCUUGGGGUCUUU